Radiomyces spectabilis is the source of this 2473-nucleotide messenger RNA. RefSeq names its product Oxysterol-binding protein-domain-containing protein. Gene Ontology annotation, molecular function: sterol binding. The record is from RefSeq and is a predicted model, not a curated record. The transcript has 5 exons. Bases 187 to 2247 code for a protein of 686 amino acids. Gene Ontology annotation, cellular component: cytosol; perinuclear endoplasmic reticulum; plasma membrane. Gene Ontology annotation, biological process: piecemeal microautophagy of the nucleus; ER to Golgi ceramide transport; maintenance of cell polarity. NCBI's taxonomy places the organism in Eukaryota, Fungi, Mucoromycota, Mucoromycetes, Mucorales, Radiomycetaceae.
CACCAAAAACCUUGACAUUUUCCGUGGCAUUGAUGGACCCUUGCGAAAAGCAGGCCAUGCAUCAGCAACCACCCGAAAUCAGCGGUUGGCUUAUUAAAAAGAGACGCAAGCGAUUGCAAGGUAAAUAGAUCCGUCCCUCCUAUUAUGAAAAGCCGCAGAGUUAACUUGCAACAAUGACUGUUGACGAUGCCUCUAGGUUGGGCAAAACGAUGGUUUCAAUUAUCUUCUACUGGCGUCCUUUCCUACUCGACACAGCCGAACAACGUCACGCGUGGAGCGGUUCAGAUCUUGAUCGCGACUGUCUCGUUAAACCCUCAACAAAAUAUGAUUCACAUCGAUACAGGUACCAUGAUAUGGCAUUUGCGCACACUCAAUAAGGAAGACUACAACAUGUGGACAUCUGCCUUGAGCGAUCCAGCGCGCAAACAUCAUGCCACCGAAGCCGCCGCUGAGGAACCCACAAGCCUCAAUGAUACUCAAUAUUUGCAUACCCGCAUCGCCGAAGGAGUGAAAACAGCCAAUAUUCUCUCCGGUCACAUCACGCAAUUCAUUGAUAACAUUACUGGCGUGUUGAGUGAAAUGACGAGUAAAGCUGUCGACGAUCCUGCGGCAUGGAGCAAGUUAGCUACGCAAGUACGACAGCAAAUGGAAAACGACAAAGAAGCUCUGUUGGGUUAUGCAAACGACAAUAACGAACAGUGGUCAUCCGUUCAGCGUUUGGUAACCGAAGGACAUGAAACAGAAGUGCCUUCUCAACCGCAUCGGGAUCCACCCAACGGUAUCAAUCCGCGUGUUCGAUCUCUGGCACAUCCCGUUUCGCCUUCCGCUCGAGUGUCUACAUACUCCACGGACCAAUUCUAUGAUGCUGAGGAGAUAUUGAUGUUGUCCAGUGACGAUGAGGAUUACGCUCCUGCAGAUACCGAUCGAUUGUCCGAGGGCUCCGAUAACGAUGAUGAUGACGACGACGACGACGCUAAAAGGAUGCCUCCGUUACCAGGAAAACUGAAUAGACAACGUUCAUCAGAUUUGUCAGAGGCGGAUCUUGAUGGUGAUCGACGGAAAACGCUGCCUUCGCCCUGUGUCGGGGAUGCGGCGUCAAUGAUUUCAGUUUUCCGAAAAAAUGUCGGCAAGGAUCUUUCUCAGAUUGCCAUGCCGGUUAGCAUGAAUGAACCUUUGAGCAUCCUUCAGCGAGCUUGCGAAGAGCUCGAAUAUUCUGAACUACUGGACAAGGCAGCGUCCCUUCCGGAUUCCCUUGAACGACUCAUGUACGUCUCAGCGUUUAUCGUCUCUUCCUAUGCAUCAAGUCAGUACCGUACAGGUCGCAAACCAUUCAAUCCAAUGCUCGGGGAGACCUACGAAAAUAUCCGACCUGACAAGGGAUUUCGGUUCAUUGCUGAAAAGGUGUGCCAUCGUCCGCUAAUGAUUGCGGCGUAUGCCGAGUCAAAGAGCUUUAAGUACUGGCAAUGCAGCAAGUUAAAAAGCAAAUUCUGGGGCAAAUCAAUGGAAUUUAUCAACGAGGGCACGUUUCACAUUGCCCUGACCCCUAAUGAUGACCAUUUUACGUUCACCAAACCGUCAAGCUGGAUGCGGAAUAUGCUUGCUGGCGAAAAAUACCUGGAGCAUGUGGGCGAAAUCAAGGUGGAAAACCAUACCACUGGCGAAUAUGCCAUCAUAUCAUUCAAGGAAGGCACAGGAGGCGGUCUUUUUGGUACGCCAACCAAACGUAACGGCGUAACCAUCUUGGUUUAUGAUCAACAAGGACAUCAACAGCGGCGAAUUAUUGGCAAAUGGAGCGAAGCAUUGGCGGAAACCGCGGACGAGGACAACCAACAUUUAUCAGUGUUAUGGCGGGCCAGACCACCGAAUGUUGAGAAUUAUCAGGCUUAUUACGGACUCACACGAUUUGGUGUGGAACUCAAUGAAAUCACCAAUUUUGAAAAAGACAAGUUGCCUUGCACCGACACUCGUCUUCGCCCCGAUCAGCGGCUCCUCGAACAAGGUCAAAUGGAUGCGGCAGACCAGGAAAAACAGCGUAUCGAACAGAAACAACGAGAUAAGCGUAAAGAACUGGAAAGUAAAGGCAUGUCGAUUCAACCUCAAUGGUUCGAACUGCGCGAGGAUAAGUUCGAGAACCCGGAUCUAUUGAUGGAACUGGGCAUCCGUGGUCAAAGCUGGCAAUAUACCGGCCAGUAUUGGCCGACUCGGGAUUCCCAAGAAUGGCCAGACGACUUGCCCGAUCUUUGGUAACCUCAUCUUUUAUGCAUCUACGAUCUGUGAUUUCACCCUCCCCCAAGCCUUUUUUGUUAUAUUGUAUCUUUUGUAUUUAGCAUUUUUUCCGUUUUCGACACGUCAUGAAACGCUAUUCUGUAAUUCUCUUGCUUGUACGCUGCAUCGUGACACUAUCAUUGCGAUAGGUUUUUUUGAGAUAGACUCAUAGACACUUAAACAAGUAAAAAAUUAUUCAUCUUAACAA